This is a messenger RNA of Phytophthora sojae, 393 nucleotides long. RefSeq lists its product as hypothetical. The record is from RefSeq and is a predicted model, not a curated record. Lineage: Eukaryota; Oomycota; Peronosporomycetes; Peronosporales; Peronosporaceae. The annotation marks the transcript as partial. The transcript is spliced from 2 exons.
AUGGGGCACGAAGCAGCGGAGGCCCGUUUGAAAGACACGCUACAAGCUAUCCGCCAGUUAGACGGUAGUGACGUCCUUGCUAUUCAAGACCAAAUGGACGUGACAUGCGGUAUCGUGAUGCAAACAAAGGUGCAGAAGUUGAUGUUCGAGCGCUGGGGCGACACUCUUACGAUGGAUUUCACUCACGGCACGAACAAUUUGGGCUAUCACUUGGGUGCGUAUGAGUUCAACCUUAUUAACAAAGUAAUUUUCUACUGUUGUGUGUUGGAUAUUUCAGGGAGUCUGGUCGUCACAACUGCUACUGCUAGAGGGUUCCCAGUUGUAGACUUCAUAUGCCUCAACCAACGAGCUCCAAUGAUGACAACAAUCCUGGAGUAUUUUCAAGAGAAGAAC